GAUCAACCCGCUCCUCGCCCUCCCACCUCCCACCUCUUAUAAGAGUAGCCAUCAUCCACACUUUUGAAUGAUUCCUUCCCUUCCUUCUUCAUCCAUCCACAUUCUCACACUCACAUACACUUGAGCAUCCCUUCCAUCUUCAUACUCAACUAACUUAAUCUUUUCGCGUCUUCGCAAUCCAAAUCAAUCAAAAUGCCUCCCAAAGCUGCUGAGAAGAAGCCCACCACCGGCGGCAAGGCCCCAGCCAAGGCCCCUCCUGCUGAGAAGAAGGAGGCUGGAAAGAAGACCGCCGCUGCCCCUUCAGGCGAGAAGAAGAAGCGUGGCAAGACGCGCAAGGAGACUUACUCCUCAUACAUCUACAAAGUGCUCAAGCAAGUGCACCCCGACACUGGUAUCUCCAACCGUGCCAUGUCCAUCCUGAACUCCUUCGUCAACGACAUCUUCGAGCGCGUCGCCACUGAGGCCUCCAAGCUUGCUGCCUACAACAAGAAGUCCACCAUCUCUUCUCGAGAGAUCCAGACAUCAGUCAGACUCAUCCUGCCUGGUGAACUCGCCAAGCACGCCGUGUCUGAGGGCACCAAGGCCGUCACCAAAUACUCAUCCCAAUCCAAAUAGAUAGCAUCUUGAGGCUUCGAGGAUGUUUGCUUGGUUCAUGGGUUCUGUUUUAUUGCAAUGGGGUUGUGGCACAAUGGAUCAACGGUGUUGAAAUGGGUUUGCGAACAACACUUUAUGAUGCGUCAUGGGAAUGGGGAUUCAUGAUGAAAACAAUGAGCCCGGCCUUUCUUAGAGAGCUGCCUCUUGGUUCAUCACAUCAAGUCAACAGGUCAUGCUUAACGGUUUUCAGAGCUUUUUGUCUUACAUCAUGAGAACAUGGUGGAGAACAAAUGUACGAUAUUCACCAGGCUCGUGGGCAUGUGAAUCAAAUUAUGGCCAAUUCCAGCUUCGAUCUUGAAGAAGCACUGGAUACAUACAGACACAAAUGCAAAGCAUGAAAUCAUAUGUUGAACUUGACCAUUGUUUUGGGACUCUGCGAAGCUGCUCUGAAGAGCCAUAUUGUAUAUUCUGGCUUGUCGCGACUUGUCACCCGGAACGUGGCAAUCGUUAUUUGCAUAUGAACAGAAUGUAUUGCUCGUUGUAUUUCCUACGAUUGUAUAUUGACACGUCGAGCGGUCCAAACAAUUUCAGAAGUUGAGAGCGACUCGAACAGCUUCCAAGUUCGCAGUUCAAUCAUGCCGACCACCUCCUGCGAUGCAUGUAGAGGUUCCAUUCCAUUGUUGUGGCACUUGGACGCGUGGGUGAGAGCAAUGCGCGCUAAGACACGCCACCGACCGCACGGCCGAGGGUUCGUCAAAUCAGCAAGCACGUGAGAGGGCCUCGGGGCUCAGGCGCGCAACACACGACAGCAAGCAACGGGACACCCUGUUAAUUUCUUGCCAUUGGAUUAUUAUCGUUUGCAUAACAUCAAAUUCAAACUCACUACUACCUACAGGCAGGGCAGGUCUGAUUUCGG
Messenger RNA from Exophiala mesophila, 1510 nucleotides. RefSeq names its product histone H2B. Lineage: Eukaryota; Fungi; Ascomycota; Eurotiomycetes; Chaetothyriales; Herpotrichiellaceae. The transcript is spliced from 3 exons. The record is from RefSeq and is a predicted model, not a curated record. Gene Ontology annotation, biological process: nucleosome assembly. Gene Ontology annotation, molecular function: structural constituent of chromatin; DNA binding; protein heterodimerization activity. Gene Ontology annotation, cellular component: nucleosome. The coding region runs from base 193 to 615 and encodes 140 amino acids.